Molecule: messenger RNA, 3386 nt
Organism: Myripristis murdjan (pinecone soldierfish)
Lineage: Eukaryota; Metazoa; Chordata; Actinopteri; Holocentriformes; Holocentridae
Gene: dusp6
Product: dual specificity phosphatase 6
Exons: 3
Coding region: 701-1852 (383 amino acids)
Biological process (GO): positive regulation of apoptotic process; regulation of heart growth; negative regulation of ERK1 and ERK2 cascade
Cellular component (GO): cytosol; cytoplasm
Molecular function (GO): protein tyrosine/threonine phosphatase activity; MAP kinase tyrosine phosphatase activity; MAP kinase tyrosine/serine/threonine phosphatase activity
Source: RefSeq, a predicted model, not a curated record
GUUUGUAACCAUUCAGCAGCCUGGCGCCGCAGAGAGCACAUCAAGCGAGAGCCAGUAGAGAGUCUAUUCACAACGCCGACGGAGGGGGAACAGACGGCAUCCGACGGUAGAAAUCGCGCAUAUAGCCUCCCGCAUGGUUUACAUCCGCAGCUGUACGACCAGACCCCCCCUCCUUUGGAUUUCUAAAAAGGAAGAUAAAGGUGGAAAAUAUUUGCGCUUCGAUCCGGGGAGUUAUAUAAGAGCGGAGAGAGCGUCAACCUCGUCGCAGGGCCGGUGUGACUCAUUGAUAAAUAACAUGGGCUUUCUCUGGCCAGAUGCAUGAAUGAGCGCCAGUGUAGGGAAAUCUGUGAAAGAGACCCGCGUUUUUAAUAAGUGAUCCAUCUCACACGGACACGCAAGGGCGCAGAAACGAAUAGAAGAUUUCGUCUGAUUUUUUUUUAAACAGCCUUUGUGUAUUUUUUUCUUUUUCUUCUUUUAAUUUUACACCUCAGUUGCUCCAGUCGGCGCCGGGGUUGCUCGCGUUGCUGAGGGCCCUUCCAAGCUGAAGCCAAAGCGGACCCGACUGUGCAAGAAUUCUGAUUUUUUUUAAAUUAUUAUUAUUAUUAUUUUUGCUUCCUCUCUGCAGCCAGGAACUGUCCAGCUCCAGCUCUUUCUCGCCUCUCUUUUAAUCUUUUUUUUUACCCCACACCCCUGCUUAUAAAUGCUUGACAAGCUCAAGCCCGUCGCCCAGCUCGACUCGGUAAUGGCGAUCAGCAAGACGGUGGAAUGGCUCCGGGAGCAGCUGGAGACGCGCAGGGACGGCCUGCUUGUGAUGGACUGCCGGGCCCAGGAGCUCUAUGAGUCCUCGCACGUUGAGACAGCCAUCAACGUGGCCAUACCGAGCCUCAUGCUGCGCCGGCUCAAGAAGGGCAACCUGCCCGUCAGGUCGCUCCUCUCCGACGGCGAGGACCGGGAGAGAUUUGCGCGGCGGUGCAAGACGGACACCAUCGUGCUGUACGACGAAUACAGCCGGGAGUGGAACGAAAACGUGGACGGGGGAUCCGUGCUGGGCUUAUUGCUGAGGAGGAUGAAGGACGAGGGUUACAAGGCCUAUUAUCUGGAGGGUGGGUUCAGCAAAUUCCAAGCAGAGUACCCCGCUCUGUGCGAAACCAACUUGGACGGCUCUUCCAACAGCAGCUCCCCCACCGCCCAGGUGCUGGGCCUCGGCGGGCUGCGGAUCAGCUCCGACUCCUCUGACAUCGAGUCGGACAUCGACCGGGAUCCGAGCAGCGCCACGGACUCGGACGGCAGCCCCCUGUCCAACCCGCAGCCCUCCUUCCCGGUGGAGAUCCUGCCGCACCUGUAUCUGGGCUGCGCCAAGGACUCCACCAACCUGGACAUCCUGGAGGAGUACGGCAUCAAGUACAUCCUGAACGUGACGCCCAACCUGCCCAACCUCUUUGAAAACGCAGGGGAGUUUAAGUACAAACAGAUUCCCAUCUCGGAUCACUGGAGCCAGAAUCUCUCACAGUUCUUCCCCGAGGCCAUCAGCUUUAUUGACGAGGCACGUGGCCAGAAGUGCGGCGUCCUGGUUCACUGCCUGGCCGGCAUCAGCCGCUCAGUGACAGUGACGGUAGCCUACCUGAUGCAGAAGCUCAACCUGUCCAUGAAUGACGCCUAUGACAUCGUCAAGAUGAAGAAGUCCAACAUCUCACCCAACUUCAACUUCAUGGGUCAGCUCCUGGACUUUGAGCGCACGCUCGGCCUCAAGAGCCCGUGUGACAACCGCAUGGCAGCGCCGAGCCAGCCGCUCUACUUCACCACUCCAACCAACCACAACGUCUUCCAGCUGGACCCCCUCGAGUCCACGUGAGGACGCGUCCGGCGCUGCCGCCCCCUUUUUACUGGCAGUGGAGGUGCGUGGGCCUCCUGUGGAAAAGCUGCAAAAAAGUUUCUCUUUUAUCCGUCGCCUGCCGUGUGACUGGGCUCCUGACGUUAUUGAUACAGCUGGCUUGAGGCGACAGCUGCCAAGCGCGGUCGCCGGAGGGCCAACACUGUCUGGCCAACACCAAGACGCAGCUGCUGCAGACUAAAUGAGGAGAGACAGUGAAAGAGAGAGAGAAAGGGGAACAGUCAUUUAGAGAGAGCACAGAUACUUUCUUCAAUCCUAUAUCGCUGUCAGACUCUUGAAGUCUUUUAUCUCUUUUUGUCAGUGCAUCUGAGGAAACGUGAAGUGAUUUGACGGACAGUUGUAUGUUAUGCCUCAAAUUCCUAGGCUGGUGUGCCAAAGAGACAUGAUUGUUCAAAAUGGACAAAUUGUAGAAAUCAAUAUAAAAACCCUUUUUUAUUUUUUUGUUUUGGGGUUGUGGGAUUCUAGCACUCGCACCCUCAAGACUUUUUCGGGGUGCAAUAUGUCCUUCGUCUUCUGUGAAGACUUGCCUGUGUGGGGUUGAAGAGCCCCUGGUUUUAGAUGGCACAGUAUACUGGACUCAAUUUUACACGUGUGGAGUCUUUUGAAACAUUUAUACAUUGUGUAUAUAUCUUAAUAUAAGAGACAAUACAGUAAAGCCUUGCUCUAGUAUAUACCCUUUGCAACAAGUGGGUACUGAAGAUUCUCUUUGUUUCAUCUUCUACUUUUAUGUAAGCAAACAAACUGCAUAUUGAUCAGUAUGAUUAAGUUGAUUAUGCCAAAAAUCAAGUAGGCUUUCCAAGAAUUGUGCAAAAAUGUGUAUAUGUGUAAUAUAUUUGAUAAUCGCUUUAUGUGUGAAUUCAGCCGAUAGGCCUUGUUUUUACACCCACCCUCACACAAAUCAAAGUCACCUUGGUUGUAUGCCUUAGUUUUGUGCACAGAAGGUUUUACUGCGCAUUAACCUUGUAGAGUAACUCCCUUAAUUCAGCUGUCACAACUUCCCCCAAUAUCACAGCAUCCUAAAGAUUUUACUCUUUCUAUCACAAACAAAAAAGAGGUCAAACCUUAUGCCGUCUUUUAACAGGACCGAUUUUCCUAAGUGCUGGAGCAACUUGUAAUUUGGUACUUCACAAAUUUACUGCAAAAGCUUUACGGUAACAUUAAUGAAUCCCAACCUGUGACCGGCUGUACGGGGCUCUCUGAAGGUCAAUGCGAGUAAUACCGAUCUGUGUACAAGGGUUAAAAGUCUCUGAGAUGUGGACAAAGCAGGAGGCAUUGCUCGCCUCGCUUCUUCAGGGAAAAACUCUGUGAAAUGCAGUUUUUAUUUGUCAUGUUGAGAGAAAAGAAUCAGAGCUUCGGAGGGUCGUGUUUCCUCCCCUCCAGAGAGAAGGCCUGUUUCUAGAGGAAGCCAUCUCGGCGACCUCUGCCACCCCUCCACACUCCUUUUACGAAUGUAAAGAAAAGAUAAGUUAUUAAUAAAUUGCUAUUUUGUCUACAC